Messenger RNA from Talaromyces proteolyticus, 734 nucleotides. RefSeq lists its product as uncharacterized. Bases 63 to 734 code for a protein of 223 amino acids. The record is from RefSeq and is a predicted model, not a curated record. The transcript has 2 exons. NCBI's taxonomy places the organism in Eukaryota, Fungi, Ascomycota, Eurotiomycetes, Eurotiales, Trichocomaceae.
CUCCACGAAAACAAGUUUUGUGCUCAGGAAUUAUCUAUUCCCUACCAACCACUUAAGUUACAAUGAAGUUCCUUUCCACCUUGGGCCUUGCCUCUAUCGUCGUGGCUGCAGCUGCUGUGCCGAUGAAACAUGCGACAAAUAUUGAGACUCGUGACGCCAAGGUCAAAUACGAUAUCUACGACGCGCCUGAGAAGCGUGAUGCCAAGGUCAAAUAUGACAUCUACGACACGCCUGAGAAGCGUGACGCUAAGGUGAAGUACGAUAUCUACGAUGCACCUGAGAAGCGUGAUGCCAAGGUCAAGUACGAUAUCUACGAUGCACCUGAGAAGCGUGACGCCAAGGUCAAAUAUGACAUCUACGACGCGCCUGAGAAGCGUGACGCUAAGGUGAAGUACGAUAUCUACGAUGCACCUGAGAAGCGUGAUGCCAAGGUCAAGUACGAUAUCUACGAUGCACCUGAGAAGCGUGACGCCAAGGUCAAGUACGAUAUCUACGAUGCACCUGAGAAGCGUGACGCCAAGGUCAAAUAUGACAUCUACGACGCGCCUGAGAAGCGUGACGCUAAGGUGAAGUACGAUAUCUACGAUGCACCUGAGAAGCGUGAUGCCAAGGUCAAGUACGAUAUCUACGAUGCACCUGAGAAGCGUGACGCCAAGGUCAAAUAUGACAUCUACGACGCGCCUGAGAAGCGUGAUGCCAAGGUCAAGUACGAUAUCUAUGACGCACCCCAGUAA